UUCGCAAUCAUGAACGUGAACGAAAAGCCGCAUUGAAGCGAGGUGAACGAACCGAGCUUCGUGAAUACAGAAAUUUCACCGUGGUACCAACGUCAUCGUUCGAAAGACAUUACAUUCGAAUUGAUCGUAGAGUGUUUUAUCGCAUGUUGAGACAGAUAGAAUGUCCACAUUGAUUAUUUCGCAAUAAAAACGGCGGCCCAAAACAGGAGCAAGACAUCAAAAGUAAAGAAUGGGAUGUAUUAUGGCGUCUGUAUUUCGACAUCGAUAGCAUCGAAAGAGAACCGAGAAACAAAAAUGAUGGCCAUGCAACAAUAAAAUUCGACAACUCCAUUCAAACAGAUGGUGUCGGUAUGUCAUUUUUGAUGGAACGAACAAAAUUCAUCAUUGAAAAAGACGAUGAAGAGCGUAUGAAAGAGACACAAGAGAUGCUUCUGAAAAGCCAACAAGUGUAUGGUCUCGAUCCUGGACUACGUUUGGUCAUUGGUGGUGUGCGCAUUAACAAUUUCAACGAUCGAAAUAAUCGCACUGAAACAAUCAUUCGAUUGACAUCGGGCCAAUACCAAGAUAUGAUAAAUUCAUCGCGACGGAACAAAUGGCGCAAAAAGUUGACAAUUGAAAUCGAUGAAAAGAUGCGUCUACAUCGUGAGUCAUUUGAUGAGCAGCCUGGUCCACGAGCCGAAGAUUGAUCAUAUUUUGCGUCAUUUUGAAGAAAAGUUCACAGCAUACACACAGUAUGAAUACGCUUUGCAAGCAUUUCUCCAGUACAUUGACACGAAUAGAGCACUUGAUGCAUAUGCAACCAAGCUCAUCGAUGGUAAGCAAACGUUCAUAUUUGUCGGUGAUCAUUUCAUUGCGGCAGAUUCACCAGCCCUAGGAUAUAUUCGAUCGAAGGUGCGAGAUUUGUUCGAGAAGUUGAAACGUCGCCGUAAAUGUACAGUGGUCGAGGUGGACGAAUUUCGGACGACCAAAUUUCGGACGACAUAUGUUCGUUGUGCUUCCGUGAACUUGAAAAACCGACAAAAAGAGGCAAAGUAAAGGAGAAAUAUCGCUAUCUCACAUGUCAUGGACAGUGUUUCAUAUAUCGCUAUCAGUAUCCGUCCACGUAUGGCAUCAAAAUUUCGUAAAUAUGAAGAGAAAACUCGAAUUGGGCGUACUAUCACCUGGAAUCGUGAUGCAAAUGCAGGUCGUAACAUUCUCUACAAAGAGCUACAUCCAGCAUUUCAACGGCAUGUUGAAGAAGAAGAAGAAAAUGCAGGAGGAAGAGAUCCACCGCCAGCACCACCAGCACGAGCUCGACAAUCAAGACGAGCAGCAUCCAAUCAAAAUCAACAAACAACACAACGAACAUUGCGUUCUCAUCUGGAUCAAGCGCGGAGCUCUCGGCCGUAAGCCCUGGGUUUUGUGCGGGAUUUCAACGUGGUCCUACAAUUCGCUACAAUUAGUAAGUAUUUAAAUUUAAUCCUACAGUGCUAAAAUUU
Molecule: messenger RNA, 1478 nt
Organism: Contarinia nasturtii (swede midge)
Lineage: Eukaryota; Metazoa; Arthropoda; Insecta; Diptera; Cecidomyiidae
Exons: 3
Coding region: 1063-1389 (108 amino acids)
Source: RefSeq, a predicted model, not a curated record